CAUUUCAAUAUUUAUAUUGAUAUCUGGUUAUUCAGUCUAAGAAAAAAAAACUUAUUACUCAUGAAUUCAUCUAUAUACUAUUUACCAAGAGUACAAAUGGCCUUUCAUUCAUUAGAUUUGUAUUAAAAGUGUGAUUAUCAACAAGGAAUAACUAACCCUAAUUGAUACAUAAUACACUAUAUAUAUAUUUUUUUAUACAUAAAUACAUAUAUCCAUACAAUAAAUAAAACUAUUAUGUAAUAAAAUGCCUCAAAAACCAAGAAUACAAAUUGGAAUUUCAUGCAGAAAUAUACCAAAAUUACUGAAAGCAUCAUACGCCAAAUUUUCAGUAUCUUACGGUGGUUAUCUACACGAAAAACAUGUAACUGAAACUGAACUUGUUUAUAAUAAUCUUUCACCAAAUUAUACUACACGUCUUAAUUUAGAAUAUUGUUUUGAAGAGAAACAAAUUAUAACAACAGAAAUAUUUGAAUGUGAACGUGAAGAUCGAGAGAAUUCCGUUCUUCUCGGUUAUAUACAGUGUACUGUUGGCCGUGUGAUCCAUAGUGGUGGUGAACUAAUUUUACCAAUAACAUGGAAUGAAGAUAUUCAAGUUGAUCGAAAUGCAUCAACAGAAGUAGUCGUUUGUAUUCGAGAAGAUCCUUUUUCUAAAGAAAAUAUUUUUAUUAAAAUGAAUGGAGCAAAUUUGGAUAAAAAAGAUUUUUUUGGUAAAUCAGAUCCAUAUGUAAUUAUCUAUCGAAGAAAUGAACGAGGAAAAUUACAAAAAUGUUACCGAAGUGAAGUGAUCAAAAAUACAUUAUUUCCAGACUGGAAACCAAUUCUUAUAUGUUUAGAUAGAUUAUGUGGAGGGAAUAUUGACUGUGAAUUAUAUUUCCGAUGCUUUGACUGGGAUGGAGCUGUAGGUGAUUCUGAAGAUGUUGAUACAGAAAUUGAUGAUCUAAUUGGUGAAUUUAAUACAACCGUUAGCCGUUUGUUGAACAGUAACGAAAAUGGAAUUGAAUUUCAGUUGAUUAAUAUGCCAAAGAAAAAACGGAAAAAAUGCUAUCAGAAUUCUGGUCUACUCACUGUAAAAUUAUAUUUUGCUCAAUCGAAAUUUUCAUUUCUUGAUUAUAUAUUUGGUGGUCUAAGUAUAAAUGUAGUUGUGGCUGUCGAUAUGUCAACUCAUGCUUCAAUGAAUUCAAUAACAAAUACACCCAGUCAACAAAUAGAAUUAUCUCAAUCUCAUACAGAAUAUGAAGUUGCUAUACAAGCUGUAAUGGAAAUACUUCAAGAAUAUGACAGUGAUCAACUAUUUCCUGCUUUUGGAUUCGGUGCAAAGGUUUCAUCAGGUGGUAAAUUAUCUCACAGAUAUCCAUUAAAUGGAGAUGUAAACAAUUGUUUUUGUAAAGGUAUGGUAGGUGUACUUUCAGCUUAUAGGCGUUGUUUAACUGAUUUAUAUUCAUCUGGUCCAAUAUUAUUUGCACCAAUCAUUCGAGAAGUUAGCGAAGCAGCUAAACGAAGUGAAGCAGCUGAUAAUUAUUAUGUUCUAUUAAUAUUAACUAAUGGUACUGUAGAUGAUUGGAUUGAAACUAAAAAAUCUGUAAUUGAAACUUCAUUUCUUCCCAUAUCUAUCAUUGUACUCGGUGUUGGUGGUGGAAAGUUUUCAGAAAUGGAAAUUUUGGAUCAGGAUUUUGGCUUACUGAAAGUUGGUCAAGAACAAGCUUGUAGAGAUAAUGUACAAUUUGUACAAAUGCGACGAUUUUUACGAUUAGCAGCCGACGGAUCAGAUAGUAUUCGCUGGAGUAAAGUAGCAUUAGCUAAAGAGGUAUUAGCUGAAUUACCUUCACAAAUUUUAGAAUAUUUAGACAAAAAUCAUCUUAGUCCACAACAUCUUGUACCUAGACAAGCAGAAAAACUAAGUGAUUUAACAAAUCCUGAUUGGUGGAGACGAUUUACUCAACCAUUAUCUGAAAAUCAAAUUAAUCCAAUAAGUAAUUUAUCUGAAGAUGAAAAUGAUGCUUUUCAACGUUUACAAUUAAUUGAUAAAGAUAAUCAAUCAAAAACAUCAUCUAAUUCACCAAUUAGUUCAACAUCUUCUGAUCAAUAUUAUUGUAAAUCUGGACAAAUAUUUAAUUUAUCUGAUAAUAAUAAUAAUUCUACAUUAAAUGAAAUGAAAAGUUAUUCUAUGAAUCAAUCAUCACCUAAAAAAUCUAUUAUACCAUUAUAUCGUCAAAUGUCAUUAGGUACAACAAAAUUAUCAGAGAAUUAUCCAACUAAAACACGUUUUCGUCGUUUACCAAGUGGUUUAGAUACAAAUAGAAUUUCAUCAACUCGAUCCAAUAAUAACACGACUGGUAAUAGUUCAAAAUAAUAAAAUUUAAAAGAAAAAAAUUUUUUUCUUCUAUUAUUAAUAAUAAAUAAAUAAAAUAAAUAACACAAUGUAAAAUGUAAUUUACUUCUUAUAUAUAUUUUUUUUCUUUAAUAAAACAAAAAUGAAGAUAUUUAAAAACAGAAAUAUAUUUGUUAUUUUAAUUGAUUGAUUUAUUGAUUAAUUGAGAUGAAUUUGUUUGUUUGUUUUUACUUCUUUUUGUGAAGGAGAAAAAUAAAAGAAGUGGAAACAAACAAUUUUAUUCCUGUGUUAUUUUAAUUGAACAUUGUACAUGUAAACAAUAUACAACUAGACUACUACUACUACUACUACUAUUAAUAAUAAUAAUAUUCAUAAUAAUAAAUAAAUAAAUAAACCUGAGAGAUAGUACUGUAUGAUAAUGAACUCUUUAAAGUGCCUCAUUGACAUUUGUUUUGUUGUUGUUUUUUUGUUGCUUUUUUGAUAAGCUAACUCAUUAGACACAUAGAGAUGAUAGUAAUUUGUCACUGAUCAACUUGAAAGUAGAUUAAGAAAAAUUAAAUAAAAUUACAAUGAUUAUGUAUUUUGUCUUGUUUUUUUUAAAUUUCAC
This is a messenger RNA of Schistosoma spindalis, 2936 nucleotides long. Lineage: Eukaryota; Metazoa; Platyhelminthes; Trematoda; Strigeidida; Schistosomatidae. The record is from the annotation of a GenBank genome assembly.